AUGGGUCUUUCAAAUCAUCAAAGGAACAAUAUCAGCACAGGCAUUAAUUAUGCAUCUGGUGGAUCUGGUAUUCUGCCAGACACCAACAACGAUACAUCUUUGACCAUGGAAAGACAAAUUAUGUUGUUCCAUAGGACUGUUAAGCAUAAUUUGCCUAAGAUGUUCACUGAGAAAGAAAAAUUGGAGAAGCAUAUAUCUGAAUCCUUGUUUUUUGUCUCUACUGGGGUGAAUGAUUACUUCAAAAAUGGAACCUUCCGCGGCAACAGAAACUUUUCUUGGCUCCUGAUAAAAGAAAUCUCCGUCCACAUCAUGAAAAUGUAUAACCUAGGAGCAAGAAAAUUUUUGGUGAACAACAUUCCCCCAGCAGGUUGCUCUCCAACAAAAGCUAUCCACACAAGACCAAUGGGAAAAUGUGAUGAGAAUAUAAACAAAGUGAUCAACUUUUACAAUACUGGGUUGCCUGAAGCACUCCAUGAGCUCCAAUAUCUGCUUCCUGGCUUCACCUUUAUACAUUCAGAUCUCUAUGGGUUCAUUAAGAAGAUGAGGGAAAUAGGAAGUAAUUAUGGGAUAGCGGAAACAUGGAAACCUUGUUGCCCCAAUACGAUUCAUGGUGAUCUCAAGUGCCAUCCCUACACUAUUCCUGCUAUGUAUAUUUUUGGUGAUUCCUUGGUUGAUUCUGGAAACAACAAUCGUCUUGGCUUAAAAGGUGCAGCAAAUUUUUUUCCAUUUGGCAUAGACUUUGGUGGCAAAUCUACUGGUCGAUACACUAAUGGAAAAACUGUGGUUGAUCAUCUUGGUCUUUCAAAUCAGCAAAGGAACAAAAUCAGCACAGGUGUUAAUUAUGCAUCUGGGGGUUCUGGAAUUCUUCCAGACACAUCUAACACUACGGCUCUGACACUUGACAGUCAAAUCAAGUUCUUCAAGAGUACUGUUCAGCACAACUUGGCAAAGCUGUUGAAUGAUGAAAAAGAAGUGGAGAAGCAUAUCUCUGAAUCGUUGUUUGUUGUAUCUACUGGGGUGAAUGAUUACUUCAAUAAUGGAACCUUCCGUGGCAACAGAAAACUUGCUUUGCACAUGCUAAGUGAAUUCUCCGUACGCAUCCAGAGAAUGUACAGUCUAGGAGCAAGAAAAUUUUUCGUAAACAACAUUGCCCCAGCAGGUUGCUUUCCAUCAAUUUCUGUUCGCACAAGACCAAAAGGAAAAUGUGAUAAGAAAAUAAACAAGCCAAUCACCUUUUACAAUACGAGGUUGCCCAAAGUACUCCAUGAGCUGCAGUCCAAGCUUCCUGGUUUCACCUUUAUACAUUCAGAUCUCUACGGAUUCCUUAUGAACCUGAGAGAAAAUGCAAAGAGUUAUGGUAAGAAAAAAACCAAAUGGUUAAUCAGAUUUAUAUAUGGAUCGUGGAAACAUGGAAAUCUUGCUGCCCCAAUACCAUCUAUGGUGAGAUGA
Sphenostylis stenocarpa is the source of this 1449-nucleotide messenger RNA. The record is from the annotation of a GenBank genome assembly. Lineage: Eukaryota; Viridiplantae; Streptophyta; Magnoliopsida; Fabales; Fabaceae.